Messenger RNA from Colletotrichum navitas, 1322 nucleotides. Its product is annotated as ornithine decarboxylase antizyme. Bases 310 to 1188 code for a protein of 292 amino acids. Lineage: Eukaryota; Fungi; Ascomycota; Sordariomycetes; Glomerellales; Glomerellaceae. Gene Ontology annotation, molecular function: ornithine decarboxylase inhibitor activity. The record is from RefSeq and is a predicted model, not a curated record. Gene Ontology annotation, biological process: positive regulation of protein catabolic process. The transcript is spliced from 3 exons. Gene Ontology annotation, cellular component: cytoplasm; nucleus.
CCUCACUCACCAAAGCAUUCCAUCGUCAUCCCAGCCUCCAUCAGCUUAAACAACGCACGCAGGAGCCCCAAUUCUCUCGAAUCCACUCCACCUUCACCAUCGUCGCUACGUCAAUCCGCCUCACUUUUCAAAAGUAAGAAAAACAAAGUCGGCCACCAACCACCGCCCCCAUCGACGAACGGUUCCGAAUUCCCGAGAACCGACUCAAUCACCUAUAUCAAAACCACCACAGAGUCUAGCAACCAACCCCCGAGAAAUCAAUCGCAAUGGCGCCCAUGAAUCAGCAGAGUAAUUACUCCAGUAGUAAUUAUGGUGAGGCCAUUGUCCGUCAGGCCAAUGUCCUCGCCAGCUGCUACAUUGUCGAUUCCGCCGCGACUCUUCGCGGUCUCCACUACUGCACUACGGGGGCCGCAGGGGCCGAGUGGUAUUCCUGAGGUCCCCUCCUCAGGAUUACCAUCUCCUCCGUCAAGUCCCCCCCUCGCGGCUAUCACGGCGUCCAACGAGCUCGCGCUGCUUCCCAAGGCCAGCAGCAAGCGUCGCGACGCCGUGCCAGGCAAGCGAAUUAGCCGUCGAGGGGGGGCGGCGCUCUCGAUCAGGGAAGAAUGUGAAAGGUUCUUUUGCGAGUCCAUGAGGGCUGUGUUCCGCGGUGAGACGGACACUGGCCCCCGUGGCUCCGGCCUGCAUCAGGGUGUUUACAACAACAACAAUAACAACAAUGGCAGCACGAACGUAACAAUGCUGCAGACUCCACCGCCGGACGAGGACCUCGCCGUCCAACCGCAUCCCUUCGGGGGCCGGUGCGGGACCGCAGACGGGAACUCCGUGGCGUCUUCCGCCCCGACCCCGGCCACGGCCUGGCUGGAGGUGUGGGACUUUGCCGGCGGUGCGAGCUUCCGGGCCUUUGUGGCGGACGACGGGACUGAAAGGUCCCUCUUCGCACUAUUUGACAGAAACGUCAUUGGACGUGACCUGAAGCCAGCGCUUAUGGCGCUGAUGGAGUUGGUCGAUGGACCCCUCAACUGCCAGCAUCUGGUCAUCUGCAUCGACCGGGGCAUCGAGGAGGAGGACGCGAAGUCGCUGAUGAAGAGCCUGCAGUGGGUAGGCUUCGAGCUGACGACACUGGAUCACUGGGCGCGCGACGUGGACGUGACGAGUGACCAGUGGCUGUUUAUGAGCAUGGAGAUCUAGCAUUACCCGGACCUCGUCCGUUCGCGUUCUGUCUUGGGAUCCUUUGAGUUCAUAAGCUAGGUAGUUUUGGAGUUUUCUCUUGGUUUUGCCUUUGGGCUUCGUCCAUGGUCUUCCCCUUUUUUCUAACGGUUCAC